GAAGAAACUUUAGGGUUUCCACCAUUGCCAAGGCCUCAGCUUGCACAGCAGAGUUUACUCUUACCGAUCUAGCAAAUCCAUCCAUCAAAUCUCCCUAAAUGUUUCGGCAAACACAGCUUAUCGCUCCAAUCGUCAUUUCAGGCAAGAAAGUUCCUUCUAUAUUGAUUAUGAGAGUGUCUUCGUUUGGGCCAAACUAGAUCUAAGGUGAGGCUUCCUUUACACCUUUCCCCUUCUUCUUCUCAUUUUCCCAACUGUUGAAGCACUGAUUUUCUGCCAUGGCUGAGCUUAUAAGGUGCUUCGGAUUCGGCUUUAGUUUGCGGAAAACAGAGUUGUUUCUUUCUUUCCAAAUACGCCAAAGGAUAGAUGCAAGGAGGUCGAAACUUGCAGAGGGUCCAUCCAAAUUUGAUAAGUCCAAGGGCAAAGUAAGAAGAACUGCUCUACCGUUUCUAGUUUCUGUUUACAUAAAUCGCAGGACUCCUGGUUCAAUGUCGAUGAGCAACUCAUCCUCCAACGGCUACGACGGCGUGAACUUGAAAAUGGUGAUGCACAUGAGCUUCUAUUGGGGCAAGGACGCCAUCAUCCUCUUCUCCGGUUGGCCAGAGCAGUGGCUCGGCAUGUACGUGCUGGCUCUCUUCUUCGUCUUCGUCCUGGCCUUGGCAGUGGAGGUUUUGUCCGUCUCUCCCAAAAUUAGGACCAGCACGAACCCGAUCGCAGGUGCCACGAUGCAGGCCGCAAUAUAUGGGUUGAAGAUGACCUUGGCCUAUAUGGUGAUGCUCUCCGUCAUGUCCUUCAACGUCGGGGUCUUUAUCGUGGCUGUGAUCGGCCAUGCUUUUGGCUUCUUUCUAGUCAAGAGUCGGGCUCUGGCGGCAGCGAACAAAGCGGCUGCAGCUAGUUCUGCGGCUGCCAGCGUUGCUACUAAAGUUUAAGUCUGGUUGCUUGUCACUUGUUAGUAGUUUCUCCCCCUAUAUAAUCUAUCGAAUUUCUUUGUAAUAAUGUGCAU
This is a messenger RNA of Eucalyptus grandis, 1000 nucleotides long. Its product is annotated as copper transporter 6. Gene Ontology annotation, biological process: intracellular copper ion homeostasis; copper ion transmembrane transport. Lineage: Eukaryota; Viridiplantae; Streptophyta; Magnoliopsida; Myrtales; Myrtaceae. Gene Ontology annotation, molecular function: copper ion transmembrane transporter activity. The transcript is spliced from 3 exons. Gene Ontology annotation, cellular component: plasma membrane. Bases 276 to 926 code for a protein of 216 amino acids. The record is from RefSeq and is a predicted model, not a curated record.